AAGAAAAAAAAAAAGGAAAUAAAAUAAAAAAUACCUCUUCUCUCAUAAAUAUAUAAACUCGUCUUAAAUUAACUCAUCCAUACUCAAUAAUGAAUUUGAAUGAAUUGAGCAGCAGUAACGAUAAUAAUGAUUCGACAUCUAUAUUUAAAAAUGAACUUAAUGCUAUUUAUGCUUCUACUUUUCAAUAUGUUGGCAUGGAGUUUAUUGAUGCACUUUUACGAGAAAUAACAUUUCAAACAAAGGCAAACUCUGCAAUCUUUAUACAAUUAUUAUCUCCCGAGGAAUAUAAAGAAAUAUGCAAUAUUUAUAAAAAGGAAAAUAAAAUUCACAUGUUGGCAUCAUUUUCUUCAUCAUCACCAUCAGCUCAUAGUUCCCCUGAAACUCAGCAUACUGUUUAUCAUCCUUUAACUGAUGAACGGCCUCAACUUACUGUGCUCCAAGAUAAAUUUUUAUUGAUCAGGUCUUGUUUUUCAACUCAAACAAAUAUACAAUCAAGCUUUCCAAAUACAAUUAUCCCAAUAUCUUCUUUAAAUCCUUUUUCACCUUAUAUUCAAGUGUUAUUAAAUAACAGUAAUGAAUCAAUCACACUAUUAAAUCAACACAGCGAUACCGAAAAAGAAGAAAUUGAUAAAGAAAUAUAUCCAAAUUAUGAACAAUUUAUAGGCUUAAAAUUAGUAGAUAAUUCAACGAUAAGAGGUAUACUAUGUGUUACUACCACGAACAAAGAAAACAAAAUUAUUCCAAAUUUAUUAAAAUCUGUACAAAUACGAUGUAUAAAUGAAUUAAAUCAACUAAGAAGACAAGAAAGAUUGAUAAAUGCAAGAGAUUUAGCAUUGUUAGACGCUGAAAAUAAAUUGAAGUUUUUAGCAGACAUGAGCCAUGAAAUUAGAACACCUAUGAAUGCAGUGAUUGCUUUAACAGAUUUAUUAUUACAAGAAAGAUCAAGCUUAAAUUCAGAGCAAAUUGAACACUUAGAAGUGAUUCAAACAAGUGGAAGCCAUUUAUUAACUAUUAUAAAUGACAUCUUAGAUAUAUCCAAGUUAAAUCAUGACCCUAAAUUUAAGCUUGAAAGUAGAAGAUUUAGUUUAAGAAAAUGCUUAAAAGACACGUUAAAUAUGGCAAGACAUCAAGCAUCUAUGAGUCAACAGAACAAGGUUGUCUAUGUAUUAGAAUGUCCGCCCGAUAAGGAUGAUAAUAUACCUUUACCUCAACUUAUAUCGCAGUUAGAAAAUAAAGGGGUUCUAUUAAGACCUUUAAUAAAUAAGAAGGGUAAAACAGUAUUACCGAUUAUUUGGAAAAUUGAUUCUGAUGUUCCUGAUCAUUUAUUGGGUGACACUAUGCGACUAACUCAAAUCCUGUUGAACUUAUGUUCUAAUGCAGUCAAGUUCACUAAACAAGGAGGUAUUCAUAUCCAUAUUAAACGUUCUACACCAACUCCUCUUCGUACACCUUCUAGUCAUAGUCGACAACCUGAAAAAUGCAUGACCUUUAAAGAACGUUAUGAGGCGAAAAUUGAAACAAUGUGGAAUCAAGCAAGGGAAAGAACAGGUAUAUCACCGACCUCCGCGAGUGGACUUCCGACGAAUAGCAUGAAUAUUACCACUUCUGGUUCAAAUGAUAGUACAGAUAAUGCAAAUAUUCCGGACUAUUUUAGUGAAAAAUCUAUCUUGGAAAUAUCAGUAACAGAUACUGGUAUUGGUAUUCCUGCAGACCGUUUACCAAAAUUAUUUAAAUCAUUUUCACAGAUUGAUAUUUCAACUGCCAGAAGAUAUGGUGGUACAGGGCUUGGUCUUGCUAUUUCAAGUACUUUAGUCAAUCGUAUGGGUGGAUGUCUUUGGGUUGAAUCAGAGGAAGGAGUAGGCUCUAGAUUUGCACUUACAUUACCCAUGACAGUUGCUCCUAAAGGAAGAAAUUAUAGCACAGAUAGUGCAACAACAUUAUCCGUUGGACUUGCUGGUUCACCAUCAUCACCUUGUUCUACUGUUUCUGAUAGUAGUGGUAGUGUUCAUUCUGUUUUAGGUUAUUUCCCUUUAACUGGAACCAAUCAUUCUUUUAUUAAUCAUCAACAACGUCCAAUAUUACCUAGAGCGACUACACAGCAAUCGUUCAUAGCAACAGAGAAUGCAACUCUUCAAGAUAAUGAACCGCAAAUCAUUGAAAAUAAUACAUUUUCAAGUAUAUUUAAAGAUAGCCAGGCAUCUAAUUUAUUGAAUAAUAAUAGCACUCAUCCUACUGAUGCUACAACAGAUAACAGUAAUACAGAAGCAUAUAGGUCAGAGGAUAAUAUCAAAAGACCUAUUUCAAUGAAUGUAGGCAGUAGCAAUACAACACUUGGGCCUAUUGCCGCCAGUAAUAAUAGAAAGACAUUUAAUGAUUUGUUAUUACCUGCAACUAGAAAUACAAGAGUAGGAGUUACUAAACAACAUUAUCGUAAUAAACCAUCACAAACAAAAGAAGAAAACCUUGCAAAAAUAAACCCGUUACAUAUAUUACUUGCAGAAGAUAACAUAUUAAAUCAAAAAAUUGCAGUUAGUAUUUUAAAACGUUUAGGUUAUAUUGAUGUAUCUAUUGCUAAUAACGGAAAAGAAGUUUUGACAUUAAUGAAGACAUCUGUAUUUGAUGUAAUAUUUAUGGACCUUUAUAUGCCUGAAAUGGAUGGUUUGGAAGUAACGCGAGAAAUUAUUAAAGAAAGAACAAGACAACAAAAACAACAGAUAGAAUUAGCUACUCAAAAUAAAAAUAACAGUACGACAACAACAACAACAACAACAGCAAGUAAUAAUGUUCUUUUAAAUGCAGUAGAUGUUUAUAUCAUCGCCUUAACAGCAUCAGCGUCUAGAGAGGAUCGUCAAAUAUGCAUUGAUGCUGGUAUGAAUGAUUUUAUUAGUAAGCCUUUCACAAUGACAGAAAUGAAAUCAGCCUUGAAGACAUGUGUCAAUAAGCGUAAAAAGAGAAGAAAAUUAACUCAAAAGGAACAACCGGCUAAAAUGGAAGAUAUUAUCAAUGAUGAUGAUCCUUCUUCUUCUUCUGCAAUCGUCUAUAGAUCACCCAAUAUAAAUCAAGAUGACCCUAUGCUAGACGUGCAGUCCGCAACAACACAUCUUGUCUAAUUGUAAUUGAAUACCCUAACCCUAACCCUUUCAAUUGUAUAUUUGUUGUUUUUGUUAAUAUAUACAUUAUCCAACUCCCUUUUCUUUCUUUCUCUCUGUCUCUAUCCUUUUUUUUUUUUUCUUCUUCUUCUUCUUUUAUAAAUA
Cokeromyces recurvatus is the source of this 3254-nucleotide messenger RNA. RefSeq lists its product as uncharacterized. The record is from RefSeq and is a predicted model, not a curated record. Gene Ontology annotation, molecular function: phosphorelay sensor kinase activity. The coding region runs from base 90 to 3110 and encodes 1006 amino acids. Lineage: Eukaryota; Fungi; Mucoromycota; Mucoromycetes; Mucorales; Mucoraceae. Gene Ontology annotation, biological process: phosphorelay signal transduction system; phosphorylation. The transcript has 9 exons.